Molecule: messenger RNA, 2774 nt
Organism: Myripristis murdjan (pinecone soldierfish)
Lineage: Eukaryota; Metazoa; Chordata; Actinopteri; Holocentriformes; Holocentridae
Gene: ccm2
Product: CCM2 scaffold protein
Exons: 10
Coding region: 404-1789 (461 amino acids)
Biological process (GO): heart development; vasculogenesis
Source: RefSeq, a predicted model, not a curated record
AAGCAUGCUGGACCACAGUUCAACGCCCAAAAUGGCGGCAGGAUUGAAAAGUUUUGGAUGUUUUGUCCGAGUUUGUUUUCUUUCCGGACUGUUUCUUUCGCUGUUAUAACGACACUCAAGCAUGACCUUUAAACACCGAACACAUAACCGCGGUGAAGAAAUACAGGUGUUCGUUGUUGCCCUCGAGGAAUAAUGCUAAAAUCAAGGAGACGUUUUGUUAUCAGCUCAAAUUUAGGCAUCACUUUCCCAAUGCUAGGCUAGCUAGCAAGCUAACUACAGUUAGAUAGCGCUAAGUACAGCAGACAGACUUUUGCACAGGUCAGGAGCUAUUCGCCAGUUAUGCCGCUUCUCCGCAAACCCCCAGUGCUGAACGGAAUAUGAAGAAGAGAAUCGUUACAUAGAAAUGGAGGAUGAUGUGAAAAAAGUGAAAAAGCCUGGUAUCGUGUCUCCAUUCAAGCGUGUCUUCCUGAAAGGAGAGAAGGGGAGGGACAAAAAAACCCAGGAGAAGGCCACUGAGCGCAGAGCUCUCCAUACCUUCUCCCUCUCCCAGCCUGACCACCGCAUUGAUCCCGACAUCCUGCUUAAUGACUACAUUGAGAAGGAGGUCAAAUACUUGGGGCAGCUGACAUCAGUUCCAGGAUACUUGAACCCAUCGAGUCGGACAGAGGUCCUUCAGCUCAUAGACAAUGCAAGGAAGUCACAUCAGUUGGCAGGCCAGCUGACAUCAGAGCAGGAUGCAGUGGUGAGCCUGUCGGCGUACAAUAUCAAGCUUGUAUGGCGCGACGGAGAGGAUAUCAUCCUGAGAGUGCCCAUUCACGACAUUGCUGCUGUGUCCUACAUCAGGGACGACUCACUGCACCUUGUGGUGCUCAAAACAGCCCAGGAGUCGGGUGGCUCUCCCUGUCCCAGCUCAUGUCCUGAUCUCAACAAGUCCCAGACCCUCAGCUCCUUAUCGGAGAGCGGAGCUGUACUCGUGGAAGUUUGCUGCCUACUCGUGCUGGCCGUCGAGAACAAGGCAGCAGCGGAGGAGCUUUGUCUCCUGCUCAGCCAGGUCUUUCAGAUUGUUUACACGGAGUCCACCAUCGACUUCCUGGACAGAGCCAUUUUUGACGGAGCCACUACGCCUACCAGGCACCUCUCUCUGUACAGCGACGACUCCUCCAGCAAAGUAGACGUUAAGGAGGCCUUCGAAGCAGAGGCCAGCACAUUUUCAUUCCAGGGCUCUCUGGAGGCAGAGGGGAACUCUCCCUCGGCCUCCAGCCCGACAUCCCCCCAGACCAAGACGGCCAGCGAGGGAGAGCUCAGUACCACUGCUGCAGAGCUGCUGCAGGACUACAUGACCACGCUGCGGACCAAGCUGUCAUCUCAGGAGAUCCAGCAGUUUGCUACUCUGCUGCAUGAAUACCGCAAUGGUGCCUCCAUCCAUGAGUUCUGUAUUAACCUGCGACAACUCUACGGGGACAGCAGGAAGUUCCUCCUACUUGGACUGCGUCCCUUCAUACCAGAGAAGGAUAGUCAGCACUUUGAGAAUUUCCUCGAGACCAUCGGUGUCAAGGAUGGCCGAGGUAUCAUCACAGACAGCUUCGGUCGCUACCGCCGCACUGCCAGCUCCGCCUCCGAUUCUACCACCAAUGGCAACGGAGCAGCAGGAGGGAGUUGUGACAGCGGGGGCUCAGAUGAAGGCCAGGGGGUGUCUGAGGGUGAUGAAUGGGACCGCAUGAUCACUGAUAUCAGUAAUGACAUUGAAGCACUUGGCUGCAGUAUGGACCAGGAGGGAGUCACGCCCUGACACCGUGAGUAAAGGGAGGUGUUUUCCAACAGCUGAGGACAUGGAAUGGCAGCCACUUGUUAAGAUGCUGCUGUGGCCAGCAGGCAUGACCUGAAUGGAUUAGGUGAAGGUGGUCCUUGGCACUGAUCUUAUUUUAGUUUUAACAUUUGUUUUCCCUCUAAUUGUCAAGAGGAUGACCCACUGUCAGUGAGGAUAUGUUCAAGCUACCGCCACAAAGUCAACAAAUAUGUUUAUGCAGAGCCUGUAGACGACAUGCAAUCAGUUUGGGCUUGUGGAGUUGCUGCAUUUCAAACUCAUUCAUAGCCUCUGUCAAUUUUUUAAGGUUUAUAUUAUUUUGUAUUCAUUUAUUGGCAGUAUCUGCCACUGCUGUCAACAAUGUAGCGAAGGACUCUGAAGUCUUUCAGGGUAUUUAAAGGUCUGUCUUGCAUACCCUCCAAGACUAGAGUAUGCACCAAAGGACUAUGUAUAUGUUAUGAAAAAUGAAGACCGAGGCUGUACUGUUGUAUGCUUUUUGUAUUCCCAUAGGUCAAUCAUCCCCCAGGAGAACGUUGUUCUUUAUUUACUUCACAUCUGUUGUGUUGCUGUGAGAGUGGAACUUUUGUCUAUAUAUUUUUUUCAUAUGAUUUGUGUACUGGUUUGUUUUACACUAGCAGUUGUUAUCAGUGUUUACUCAUUUAUGUAUUUUGCCCCAUUUAGACUGACCAAGGAAAUGCUGUAAAACAGAUAAAUCUCAUUCACCUACAGCAGUUAAGUGGGGACCAGAUUUGACAAAGCCAGUUAGUUAAUGGCUGAUGGAAUAUUUUUUUUUUUUUUUCAUGCAGGUCAUCUUGUUGUGUUGUAUGACAUGACUGUAGAUUCCCCAACUAUCUGUCAUUGUGCCUUUACACUGCAGUACUGCUGCCAAGUGUCUGUCAAGACAGACUUGGAAUUAUGAACUGUAAGUACAGUUUAUGAGCGAAUCAUGGUUAUUAAAUAACAACUACUU